Pararge aegeria (speckled wood butterfly) is the source of this 829-nucleotide messenger RNA. RefSeq names its product proteasome subunit beta type-6-like (gene Prosbeta1). Lineage: Eukaryota; Metazoa; Arthropoda; Insecta; Lepidoptera; Nymphalidae. Gene Ontology annotation, molecular function: threonine-type endopeptidase activity. Bases 104 to 778 code for a protein of 224 amino acids. The transcript has 4 exons. The record is from RefSeq and is a predicted model, not a curated record. Gene Ontology annotation, cellular component: proteasome core complex.
UUUGAGAAUUGACAUAUGACAUCGAAGCCGAAUUGUAUCGUGACUUUCAAAAAUUGUAUUUUAAUUUUAUAUUGAAACAAAAUCAGUAUAACGAAACAAAAACAUGGCUGCUUCAGUAGUAGACACUUAUUCCGAUCCAAGCAUGAGUUGGAUGAAUGCGCCCCACAGCACCGGUACUUCGAUUAUGGCUUGCGAGUUCGAAGGCGGUGUGGUGAUCGGCGCUGAUUCUCGCACCACAACCGGCGCGUACAUCGCCAACAGAGUUACGGACAAGCUUACAAAGAUCACUGACCACAUAUAUUGUUGUCGCUCCGGAUCAGCUGCCGACACCCAGGCUAUUGCUGAUAUUGUCACUUAUCAUUUGAACUUCCACAAGAUGGAACUUGGUGAACCACCUCUAGUUCAAACAGCUGCAGCAAUCUUCCGGGAAUUGUGCUACAAUUAUCGUGAUUCUCUUGUUGCCGGUAUCUUAGUUGCAGGCUGGGAUAAGAAAAAAGGAGGACAAAUCUACUCGGUGCCAAUAGGAGGUAUGGUUCAACGUCAAGCUGUUUCUAUUGGUGGGUCCGGCUCCUCCUAUGUUUACGGUUAUGUUGACGCCAACUUCAAACCAAACAUGAGUAAGGAAGAAGCGAAGAAGUUUGUCACCAAUACUCUUACCUUGGCCAUGCUUAGAGAUGGUUCUUCAGGUGGUGUGGUUAGACUUGGCGUCAUAACGGAGACUGGUGUAGAAAGAUUGGUAAUCCUUGGUGACCAGUUGCCCAAGUUCUAUGAAGGUUGAAUGUUUUUCUAUAUUUAAGGUAUUAAUAAAUUUUGCAUAAAAGCUGUUGAA